Beauveria bassiana ARSEF 2860 is the source of this 858-nucleotide messenger RNA. Its product is annotated as DUF1275 domain protein. The transcript has 2 exons. Lineage: Eukaryota; Fungi; Ascomycota; Sordariomycetes; Hypocreales; Cordycipitaceae. The coding region runs from base 1 to 858 and encodes 285 amino acids. The record is from RefSeq and is a predicted model, not a curated record.
AUGGCAGGCUACGGCACCGCAGCCUCGCGGCCCGCCGACAACGGACACGUUCUCCGGCACGGCUCCGAUCCCGAGCGCCAGUCGCUGCUGGGCAAACCGCACUCGUCUCCCGGCCGUCCCGGCGUCGCCAACAUUCGCAAAACGCUCAAUGAACACGUCUCGCGGUCAUGGGCCGAUCUCAUGCUUCUCUUUUGCUACGUCGUCACUGGCCUACUCGACAGCGCCUCGACUCAAGUAUGGGGCGCCUUUGUUUCCAUGCAGACUGGAAACACCGUCUUCGUCGCCCUCGGCCUCGCCUCCAUCAUCUACCCCCCGAUUAACCCGCGCCUCUACCGCUCCGGCAUCUCCCUGCUCGCCUUUUGCGUCGGCUCCUUUCUCUUUGCGCGCUUCCACCGCCGCUUCUCGCCCUCGCGCCGCUGGGUCCUCUGCGCCUCCUUUGCCGCCCAGUCGCUGCUCACCGUCGCCGCCGCCCUCAUCGUCACCCUCAACCGGCCCCCCGCCGGCGACGACGACGUCUCCUGGACCGUCCUGCUGCCCCUCACCCUCGUCGCUUUUCAGAGCUGCGGCCAGGCCGUCACCAGCCGCGCCCUCCGCUACAAUGCCCUCAAUAGCGUCGUCCUCACCAGCAUCUACUGCGAUCUUUUCUCCGACCAGGACCUCUUUCGCCGCGACAACGUCGACCGCAACCGCAGAGCCACGGCCCCGCUGAUGCUGCUGCUUGGCGCCGUGCUCGGCGGCAUAUUUGCUCACUCGCCGGUGGGUAUCCAGGGCGCGCUGUGGACGGCGGCGGCGUUGAAGUUUUUUAUGGCGGUUAUUUGGUUUUUUUGGCCCGCGGACCCAGAAGAGGACCAAGAGUAG